Messenger RNA from Onthophagus taurus, 1091 nucleotides. Lineage: Eukaryota; Metazoa; Arthropoda; Insecta; Coleoptera; Scarabaeidae. The record is from RefSeq and is a predicted model, not a curated record.
AUUAACUUUACUUAUGCUUUUAACAUGGCUGAGAAUACUGAAUUGACUUUGUUUUAUCUUCAUUCGCUGAAAGGAGAAGCUUUAGUUAACCGCCUGAGGGAAUGGGGUGUCAUUCCGAAGGAAGGCGAGUACAAGUGUUCCCUAUGCGAGACUCCACUUGUCUUACAACAUCGCAGUAAUGCUCCUGAUGGCUACAUUUGGGCGUGCAAUGGACGUGUUUCCUUUCGUAAACAAAAGAAACGGAAGUGCGGUAAAGUUGUACCGUUCCGAAAAGGUACUUUUUUUACAAAUUCUAAACUAGAAAUUUGGCAAAUUUUAUGUUUCGUGUAUUUGUGGGUGGAAAAGGCACCACUGACGCUAAUUGCAAAAAUUACAAAAAUGUCCUUGACGACUGCAGUUAGUUGGGCAUCGUUUUGUAGAGAAGUUCUAUUGGAUAAGUAUUUGCUGCACCCCGAAAAGUUAGGUGGUCCGGGCUCUAUCGUUGAAAUCGAUGAGAGUAAAUUUGGUAGAAGAAAAUAUCACCGAGGACGCCAAGUUGAAGGACAGUGGGUUUUCGGCGCAUAUGAACACGGGACAGGACGGGUGUUUAUGGAAAUCGUGGAGGAAAGGACUGCGGAUACCCUGGUACCGAUAAUUCAAAAAUAUAUUCUGCCUGGUACUACCAUUGUUUCGGAUUAUUGGAAAGCCCACGAUUGUUUAGAAAGGAACGGAUAUGUAGAUUUAAGGGUUAACCAUUCGAUUACUUUUAAGGAUCCCGAAUCUACGUCGCGUCUUGCGAAGAAUCAACUCCCAGGAAACUUUGCACGACAUAUUUUCCACAAAACUUGUAUAGGAAAGGGUGUUGAAAAGGCGGAGGAAUUUUAUCGUAUUGCUGCAAUGGUGUACGAUCCCACCAAGCCAGCGCAGCAACGGGAUCCAGAAGAAAUCGUGGAUGAGUAUCCAUCGGAUAGCGCUGAUGAUUAAAAUAAUUAAAAUUUACCAAUUUAUAAUAAGUCUUUUGAUAAAGUCUGUUAUUUUCGUUUCUAAUAUACUGUAAUGUUUAAGAGUGUGCCCAUAAAAUUUAAAUUAGUUUUAAUAGUUAAAAAGUAGUA